Ictalurus furcatus (blue catfish) is the source of this 5264-nucleotide messenger RNA. RefSeq names its product T-box transcription factor 18 (gene tbx18). Bases 1831 to 3483 code for a protein of 550 amino acids. Gene Ontology annotation, cellular component: nucleus. The transcript has 8 exons. The record is from RefSeq and is a predicted model, not a curated record. Gene Ontology annotation, biological process: regulation of transcription by RNA polymerase II; cell fate specification; positive regulation of DNA-templated transcription. Lineage: Eukaryota; Metazoa; Chordata; Actinopteri; Siluriformes; Ictaluridae. Gene Ontology annotation, molecular function: RNA polymerase II cis-regulatory region sequence-specific DNA binding; DNA-binding transcription factor activity, RNA polymerase II-specific.
UUUGUGAUUAUUUGUUAUCUAACUUUAAUAGUUAUUAUUGAAAACUAUUUCCAAGGGUCGUUAAAGAAAGAAGAAAAGAAUUUUGUAGAUUAUUACUCGGUCAUAAAUAUAUCUGCAUUGAACAAUUGUAAUGUAGCUGUGCAGCACCUGAAUUCAUUCUGGGGGGGAAAGUGAACAGAGUCGGUAGCAUCUUUAAAAUCUGCGGCCGAAAGCGGCUUCAGUCUGCGGCUGAUGAUCUCACUAACAUACAGUUGAGUUUGCAGUGGGAAGACUUUUAUUGAGGUAGCAAUCUUCAUGUUAUUGUUGUUUUUAAUUGAUUAAAAACUGAUAGUCGACGCAAGUUUUUUUUUUUUUUGCUGUGUAUAUGGAAUUUAUACAUGCAUGUAGGUUAUAUGGAUUCAGGCUCAUAUAAAUUUAUUUAUUUUGACACUGCAAUUGUACACCAUAAUAAGCAAAGGCCAUACAUAUUUCGAGACUUUGCGAGAGCUGAGAAAUGUUGCGAAAUGUGUCUAAUUGCACGCGCUGGGAAAUAACGCUUUUAAUUUAUCCUCUAUGUGGCACUUUUCUUGCAUGUUGAAUUUUUUUUAUGCAAUGCAACUGGUAAUUAUUUUUCUCUUAGGUUAACUUGUGUUGGUGUUGAAACCUCAGAAACCUAAGACAUGAUGUUUAUAUAUAGGCUUGCUGCAUGUGUCCUCACAUACGCGCGUGCUAACGGACACGAAUUCUCCAAAUGGCCGCGCGCUAAUUUGCACCAAUUCCAAACUGCUGAGGAGGUUCAUCCGCGCGCCACAGGGUGAAACUAAAAAUACUAGCCUGGUUAUCUUCGUGCGGAAUACUUCUUAUGGAUUCUUUCAUUUUAAUAUGACGAGAAUUGAUCGUAGCGUUGUUCUUAUCGUACAAGUGGCCUAUGCAGAAUUUCACUUUAAAACAGUUGUUGUUUUUGCUUUGUUUUUCAUGCUUUAAUUCAGCAUUACAUCCAGUUUAUUAUGAUACAAAAUUUACUGCUACUUUGGGACGUUUUUUUUUUUUUUUUUACUGAGAAGUUGCAUUCUUUUUUGUGUCAUGCUGUAUUAGCUUGACAUCUCUUAUUACCGUGCGGAAUAACCGCGCGCCCCGUGCUGAUCUGGGUGUAGAUUUGGUAAUUAUAAUAUAUGAUUGGCUCGUAGGGGCUGGCGGGGGAGGUGAUGGGGAACUAUGUGGAGCAUGUGCAGCCGCAAUGUGAAAAUGAUCACAAUGCCGUGACUGCGCCGGUUUCAGUGCUGAGGAGUGAUGGUGCACUCAGCCCUGCGGGUUGCCAGAUCACUAUCAUAUCCUCCAAUCCUACAGAGGUGUAAACUUUCCUAAUCCGUUUUAAACCAUAACAAAUAGUUACAGAGGUACAUAUGAGUUAAACCUUCUGAAUCCAAACAAUAUAAUAUACACCAUACGACAACAAUUUAUUUUAAAUGUCCAAUCUGGCAACCCAGUGGCUGCUCAUUUUACCACAUAAGGGCGGCACGCGCGCCGCGAGGGGAGGAGGGCGACGCUCUGCGCUCUGCGUUCCUAUUGGUCGCAAGCUCUGGUGAUUGGCACGCGCCUGUCCGGCCUCUUCCAGGCCCUGGUUAUUGGCGCUUUAACCGGUGUCGGUCGCUGCCUCUCGGUGUCCGCGCGCGCGUACUGACAGAUCAAACGUGAGCGCUUCGAAAACUACGUCUCAGCUUCAUUUUUUCUCGUGCUUCUGUUUGAUGUCCGUUCUUGAAGGUGAAUAAAUUCUGACUCGGAUUGAUCGCAGCUGAAGUGGAUGCGCUCUGGGUACUUUUUAUUUUUAUUUUAUUUUUUUUUUAAUAAAGCAUGGCCGAGAAGCGGCGGUCUCCGUGCACCAUGAGCCUGAAGGCGCACGCGUUCUCUGUGGAGGCGCUGAUCGGCGCGGAGAAACGGAGGAAACUCGAAGACGAGGAUAGCGAGAGCUGUUUUGGGGAGGUAAACGAGGUCGCGAGCCUGGCCGGGAGCGCGUGCGGCGGCGGGCGGAACUGUGACACGGACUGUGAUGCUUCCCCGGAGUGUGAGGAUGUGAGCUCGGACAGUCCUCGGCCUGCGUCACGGAGCUCGCAGCUGCUCGCGUCACCGCCGCCGACAAGCGCGCGAGCCGCGGACGAGAUGCGCGUGGAGCUGCAAGGCUCGGAUCUGUGGAAACGCUUCCACGACAUCGGCACGGAAAUGAUCAUCACCAAAGCAGGCAGGCGAAUGUUCCCUGCAAUGCGAGUGAAAAUUACAGGACUGGACCCACAUCAGCAGUACUACAUCGCAAUGGACAUCAUACCUGUAGACAAUAAACGUUACAGAUAUGUGUACCACAGUUCCAAGUGGAUGGUGGCAGGAAAUGCGGAUUCACCCGUACCCCCACGUGUGUACAUCCACCCGGACUCUCCUGCUUCUGGUGAGACGUGGAUGCGACAGGUCAUUAGCUUUGACAAACUCAAGCUGACCAACAACGAGCUGGACGACCAGGGCCAUAUCAUUCUACACUCCAUGCACAAGUACCAGCCGCGUGUCCACGUCAUCCGUAAAGAGUGCGGUGACGAGCUCUCACCCGUUAAGGCCGUGCCGACCGGCGACGGCGUGCAGGCCUUCUCCUUUCCUGAAACGGUGUUUACCACGGUCACGGCCUACCAGAACCAACAGAUUACAAGGCUGAAAAUAGACAGAAAUCCAUUUGCGAAAGGAUUCAGAGAUUCAGGGCGAAACAGGAUGGGUCUGGAGGCUCUGGUGGAGUCGUAUGCUUUCUGGAGGCCUUCACUCAGAACGCUGACGUUUGAGGAUAUACCAGGAAUGGCAAAGCAAGGUGCUGCAGGCUCUCAUGGAGUGGUUGGGUCUUCGGCACACACACACUUACUCACUACAUCCUCAUGCUCCUCCCCAGCAUUUCACCUGGCCACAGGGGCGGGGCCCGUGUGUGACUACUCAGCCUGCAGUCGAACCGGCCAUCCUCUUCACCGAUUCGCCACGCCCCUCACUGCAGACUCGUACAGCCGAUUGGCCAGCCCUGCAGCCGACGCCUUUUCCUCGAGCAGAAACCCUGCUUAUGUGGGCGGGUCAGACGGAGAGGCGUUUUCCUGCACACAGACUGGCCUUCCGAUCCAGAUCCCCGGUAUGCCUGGUCAUGCCCCCCAGCUCCAGUAUUUCAUGCCCAGCCCUGCUCACAAUGCCUUCUCCACCAAUCAGAGCGCACAGAGCUCGUACAACGGCUUCCGUCUCCAUAGUCCGUAUGGCCUUUAUGGAUACAACUUUUCCACCUCACCACGAUUGGCUGCUAGUCCAGAAAAGAUGGCUGCCACACAGAGCUCGGUCCUGGGCUCGUCCCCAAGCGGUACUUUGACAGACAGGCAGGUUCUGUCCCCUGUGGAUGGUCUGCACAUGCUCAGUGGGAGUCAACAAUCUCUCUUUGACUCACGGACAUUAGGGCUGACAAGUUCCACCUCUCAGGUCACUGCCCACAUGGCUUGAGCUAUGAACUUUGACCUCCCCACCAUGACAUGGACACAAACAGGUGGCCAAAGCAAUCUGGAAGUCUCUCAAAGCUCUCUUUAUUGGACAGUACUAUGAGAUUGUUGACAAAGGUAAGGAAUGGCAUGCAGUAACAUGCAGUAUUGAGGAAGUAUUUAAUGGACCCAGAAAGCCAAAGGAGGAGACUGUGUACUAUUUCUAGCAUUAUUGUUACCUGGAGAUUACAGUGAGACCUUAAGUGUUGCCUCUGCGGGAAAAAAUAAAUAAAUUCAUAUCUCCUACUGGGUUAAAAAGCUCAUGCACUGAUAGCCAUGAGAUUGGACUUUAAAUGGUUUAGGUGUGGGCGUCUAUCCAUUGAAAAAACAUUUCUGCCGUCAACUAGGACAGAGCUGAACAUGGACAGAGCAAGACUGGACACCACGUCUGCCUUAAAAAGUAUUUUAAACGUUUGGGGAGCACUUCGCUGUCUCUUUACCGCACACACACACACUUUUUGGUCAUACUCUCUCAGAACUAGAGGCCAAAAUUGGACUUCUCCAUACUGUUAGUACAGCGAACAGUGCCUAUUCAUCUGAGUGAGUUUCCAAGAGAGACUCCUGGUAUGAGCUGACCCAGAAUCCGAAUUAGCUUCUUACCAACUGAGCAGCCGGGAGCCCGUGAGACCAGAAAGAGGAGGUGGCCAGCAUCACAGCAUAACCGGGCUUUUAGUUAGGAAACAAAUAAAAUGUGUAGUCCCACUGGAAUCGAGCUUUGAGCUUUGGCUGCCAGUGUAUUUGGUACUCUUUUUUUUUGGUAUUAGCAGAGCUUGCAAACAGGAAAUCAGCAGUAGUCUGUAUGGGGUUUAGAGUCGGAUGCCCAGAUUUAGCGACUCCACUGCUUAUGGCCUGAAUGACUUCCAGCUAGCAUCAUAGUUUAUGAGGCUUAAACUGAAAUUGGAAAGGUAAAGCAACAGAGAGGGAAAAAAAAUACUAGAACUGUGGCCCUUAUUUACCAAGCAGCAAUGUAGAAAUUUGAUCUGCACUUCUCUACUGAGAUGAUUUAGAGAUAUAGGCCACGGCAUUGUUCAACACACGUACAGUUACAAAUGCAUGCUCUGGCAACCUCCGACAGGCUUCUUGGCUUAUCCUGGGUCAGCUUUUAGUACCAGUGAACUGGAGCUGAAAUGUUAACGCUUCAGUUAUUCAAACACGUUUUUUUUUUUCCUCUAGCAGACAUACUGUAUUAGCUUUCAUAUGUCUGUUUUUUUUAAGCAAUUCUGUAUAAAUAAGGGAAAGAUUGAUAUUAAUGUUAUUGUUGGACAAUUUCACUCAUGCACUUACAGCAACCUUUUUUUUUUUUUUUUUUUUUUCUUUGAUGUUUGUUAAGUGGCCAAAAAUUGAUACUUUGGAAAUUUUUUGGCCUGGGAAUUACAAACAAACCCUAUUGAGCCAAAUAAAACAUAUGCAUAUUGUACAAAAUAAUAAGAGUAAGAGGUUUUUCAGUGUUAAUCAAUGUAUGUAACUGACAGCAUAUACCCCUGUGUGGAAAUCUCUCUAUAAUGUGUGUGUGUGUGUGUAUAUAUAUAUAAUUUUUUGUCAUAUAUUUACGUAUUUAACUUUUAAUAUACAACCCCAAUUUCAAAAAAGUUGGGACGCUGUAUAAAAUGUAAAUAAAUGUAAAUAAAAACAGAAUGCCAUGAUUUGAAAUCUCAUACACCCAUAUGUUAUUCAAAGUGGAACAUAGAAAACAUUUAAACUGAGUAAAUGUAUAAUUUUAAGAAAAAUUAUAAGGUAAUUUUGAAC